CGCAGCACUGCGGCAGUGAGCAAACUGAGACAACAUGCACCCGAGGAAGGUUCAGUAUUUGAGUCGCAUCCCGAUGAGCGCCGCGGAGGAGAAGGCUGCUGCGCUCAAGGCCAAGGAAGCCGCGAAGGCGGCAGCGUCUGGUGACGAAAGUGAAUCCGACAGUGACAACGCCACCGACGGUGCAUCGACGACACCUGGCACACGUGACAACGAAGACAUAACGGGUCAGCCCGAGCCAGAAUCCCCCGUCAAGCUCUCUCAAAAGCUCCUUGCCCGAAAUGAAUUGUCGAAGAAAGUACAGACGAAUUUCAGUCUGCGCAUGGUGCUUCUCCCCAUUGUCGCUGCCCUUGCCAUGGCAGUGUACAAGGUCAAGGUGGACGGCGUCAAGUUUAAUCCCCGAGCUCUUCUCAGUAUCACGAACUCGUCGAGUAAAUUUUCCCCGGGUAUGUUUGACUUUGUCGGGAGCAAGUACGCGAGCGAUGUCGUCCAUAUCACGACACGGAAGUUGCUCCCUGAAGACGACGCCGCCUUGUGCGCUGGAUGGACUCCUCAGAUUGUUAGCCACGAACAUGGGCACGUCGAAGCCGCACUCCUUCACGCCGACACACUUCGCCAAGAGAACAAGGUGCUACUGCUACUCAACGGCCACGACACGGGGCUCUAUUACCACUGGAACAAGGAGUCGGACGACUGCCUGCAUGCGCUCACGACGGCCGCCGCGACUGCUCUUGGCGCUGACCCAGACUACUUUCCCAAUGGACUACGUUUGUACAACAGCAUGGGCAACCCAAUCGCGACUGCUGCCGAGCUCGACGUUGAACGCUUGGCGUACAUUUUGACCGAUUUCCAAAUAUGGGUGUGGCCAGGAGUCCGAGUCGGCUACGUUCGCCGCAUCGAGAACGUAACGAUGACGACGAUCUCGUUGUCUCCACUAGUGUUUGACUGCGAAGGCUUCUUCACCCUCGACGAAGCCAAUGCGAUCAUCGAGUAUGGGAGCAAGAGCCUCUCCCGAAGUCCCGUGGACUCGCCCGACGCCGUCGAUGGGUACCAUGCCGACCGCACGAGCAACACUGCAUUCCUUGCCGACAAUCGGUUCACGCGGGACUUCCGCCACCGCUCUGCGCGACUGGCGCGGUUGCCGAGCCCAUCCUUCGUGGAGCGGAUGCAGUUGGUCCGGUACGAAGCGGGACAGUUCUUUCGCAAGCACGAAGAUUACUUUGAGUCCAAGGACUUUUUGGGCAAAAAAAACGAAGCGUUGAAGGACUACAAGACGUGGGCAGAGUGGGCGGCACGUCAAAUUGACACGUUGAUGGAGGAGCGCCGACAGGAUGCGGACAGCGCCGACGACACGAGCAGCGUCGUGCCUUCAAUGUUCCAGCCGGGAGGGCCCCUGUACCCGAACCCGUCCGACAAGGUGACGUGGCAGAUCGAAUGGCUCAAGUUGUUCUUGGAAGAAUCGGAGCGUACCAACUUUUUUGAAGACAAAGCCGACGUUGACUGGGGCAAGUGGAUCAUCGAAAACGUCGAGAACAGAGCCCACGGCAUCGUGGACAUUCUGCUCGAAAGCCGCGGAUACAUGCUGCCGUACAUGAUCCAAGCAUGGGAGAAAAAGAGUGGGCUGCCGUCGCUGAAGUACAACAUCCCGAAAGGUCCCGUGAGCGGUGUGACGCACUACUUUCGAUGGAUCCGAUGGUUGAAGGAGCGCAUUCAGGACUUGGGAGAGGCCGCUCCACCUCAUGUGCGCCCCACCGGCACCGACUACCCCUCGUUCCGGUCCAAGUUCCAAACCAAGGUACCAUGCCGUCCUUGAAUGACCUUUUUGAUUCUGCAGCUGGAACGCCACUACGUGAUUGUUCCCGCCUAGCCAUGAUAUGACCGAUUGAUGUCGGGUUUUGUUGGCGCUUUCUUUUCUCGACUUUACGACGUGAUGACAAUGUAGUUGGCUCGUUACAUUUUGGAAGAUCACUCGGUCGAGGAACUGACGGCGUUGUGGGGCUCGUCGGAGUGGGCCGAAUGGCUCGUGGCCCACGAAAAGGACACGGACGUCAUCUUGGACGGUGCACGGCAGUUUGUCCCCAUCUUCCACGCCGCAGUCGACGCUUGGACGCGACGCACAGGGGCGUCCGACGUCGCAGAGUUGUUUGCGUACACUCCGCCUGUCCACGUCGAGCACUUUGAGCCGAAUCGUUUUGUCACGUUGUUCUUGUACUUGAACGAUGUGGAAGAAGGCGGCGAGACCGUGUUCCCGUACUCCAAGGAACGACUGGUCACCAACAUUGAACGCCAAGGGAUGGACGAGUGCUCCGAGGGGCUGGCCGUGCCGCCCAAGAAGCUCCACAUGUCGCUCUUUUAUGGCCAGACGUGGGACAACAAACUCGAGCCAAAGAGUUUACACGGCGGGUGUCCACCAGCCAAGGGUGUCAAGUUUGGUGCCAACUCGUUCACUUGGAACGCAGACGCCGACGAGGGGUCCAACGCUUGGGGUUUUGGAGGCUGAUCCGCUCGUCGAGUUGUGCACUAGCAAUAUAUGGAAACAGUGAUGUGAAAAUACCGACGAGUGCGCCCGUGCCUUCAUGGGAUGGCUAGCGAGAUUUUAAACCUUGUCCAUCUCUGAAAGGACGGGCGGACGUUGACGAGAAACCACACAUACAUACUCUCCAUAC
Molecule: messenger RNA, 2663 nt
Organism: Aphanomyces invadans
Lineage: Eukaryota; Oomycota; Saprolegniomycetes; Saprolegniales; Verrucalvaceae
Exons: 3
Coding region: 35-1810 (591 amino acids)
Biological process (GO): peptidyl-proline hydroxylation to 4-hydroxy-L-proline
Cellular component (GO): endoplasmic reticulum
Molecular function (GO): L-ascorbic acid binding; iron ion binding; procollagen-proline 4-dioxygenase activity
Source: RefSeq, a predicted model, not a curated record